Molecule: messenger RNA, 980 nt
Organism: Mytilus californianus (California mussel)
Lineage: Eukaryota; Metazoa; Mollusca; Bivalvia; Mytilida; Mytilidae
Product: interferon alpha-inducible protein 27-like protein 2
Exons: 3
Coding region: 218-709 (163 amino acids)
Biological process (GO): apoptotic signaling pathway
Cellular component (GO): membrane; mitochondrion
Source: RefSeq, a predicted model, not a curated record
UUUUAUUUUGCAGUGUAAACGCACUAGAUUAAAUAAGAAUAGAUCGAUCUUGCUUGUGCAAAUAUUAACUCGAACUGGUCUUUUUUAAGAUCGAUUCAAAUAAAGAUCGAUUCAAUUUCGUACAAUUGUAAAUGGGAUCUUACUGUAACGUAUUUAGUAAAAGGGAACUUAAUAAAAUAUGGAUUUCAUAUGUGAAGGACAACAUUAGCACGUAAUAAUGUCUACGAGGUGUACUGUGCAAGAGUGUAAAUGCAAACAGUUUAAACAGCAGUCGACGGGUGUUGAUAGAAAGAAUAAAAAAGGAUCAUGGUUUAAACCUCUUGCCGUAGGAGUAGUUUGCCUAGUUGGUGGUGCAGUGCUUGCUCCGAUCGCUGUUCCUGCAGCUUUAGGGGCUAUUGGUUUUACAAGUGGUGGUGUGGCUGGAGGGUCUAUAGCUGCUGCAAUGAUGUCAUCAGCAGGUAAUGUUGCUGCCGGAAGUGCCAUUGCUACCAUGCAGUCUAUUGGAGCCGCCGGAUUAGGGGCAGCCGGAACAGCUGUCGGUGCCGGUGUUUCUGGUGUUGCGGGUGUUGCUGUUGCCAAAGCUGCAGGUGCAGGAGAAGAGGAGGGAGAAACUCAUGACUGUUGCAACACUGAACAUACCUGUAUUACUUGUCAACACUGUAGAUGUAAACAUGAAACCGGUUUUCGUUCUGCUCAGGCACCAUGUUAACUGAACUGCUACCAAAACGACAAAAACAAUAGAAGAGAAACCAAAUUAAAAACUUCAAAUGAAAUUGAGAGUGAAACAUGUUAACAUGAAAGAUCUGAAAGAUAUUAAACAUAAUAUCUCCUUUAAAGAAUAAAUAUAUAUAUAUAUAAGUGAUUCGUUUAGACUAUUUCGUUUGUGUUUAUAUUGUUAAACUAAAUUCAUUGCAAUCGUCUUCUUAAUUACUUUUAUAAAGUGAAGAUUACAUCUUCUGAAAUAAAGUUGAAUAAUAGAA